UGCGAAGCAAUGUUGGCAGGAAAUGUGGAUCUACUGCAUUCUAAGACGCUACGGAGUCUGUGUUCCACUGAGUGCUUUAUUGUUCUUGUGUUCUUUGCCCCCAUGGAGUUCGUAACUUAUUAGGCUACCUUGCUGUUAUAAAUAAGCAGGAUGGGACUGUUUGACAGCACGGUUCCUUUCAAGGGACAGGUAUACAAAGACUUGAAGAAUAAGGCAAUCAAGUCUGGGGCGCUUUUUACGGAUCCGGAAUUUCCUCCGAGGGGUUCGUCCAUAUAUUUCAGUAAACCCGCACCUACGGAUAUCAUCUGGAAACGACCUGGGGAGCUAGUAUCGAACCCAAAGUUUUUCGAAGCCGGCGUGAGUGCAGACGACUUCUCCCAGGGUUCCCUUGGCAACUGCUGGUUCGUAGCCGCGUGCGCAUGCCUUGCAGAGGACUCCAAACUGUGGAAGAAGAUUAUGCCCGAUCAUGAGGAGCAGGAAUGGAGCGAGAGCAACAAGUACGCGGGGAUAUUCCACUUCAAGUUCUGGCGCUGCGGGACAUGGGUGGACGUUGUCAUUGACGACUACCUACCCACACGCGGAGGUAGACUGAUAUAUGUCCAUUCCAACACACGCAAUGAAUUCUGGUCAGCGCUGUUGGAGAAAGCAUAUGCAAAACUGGCGGGAGACUAUGAGUCCCUGGUGGCCGGAAAUUCUAAGGACGCGCUCGUGGACAUGACGGGAGGCGUCGGGGAGCGGCUCGAUCUCGCCGACUUCAAGACGCAGGAGCAACGGAAGGAUCUGUUUCGCAUCCUGCGUCACUCCAAGGAGAACCACUCCCUGAUGAGCGCCUCUAUAAUGGCUACCGGCAGAGAGAUGGAGGCGAAGCUAUCCUGCGGUCUGGUGAAAGGCCACGCCUACAGCGUCACAGCCGUAAAGAAAAUUAAGCUGGGAACGGGACUAUUUUCUAUCUUCGCGCGCGACCACCUGCAGAUGGUGCGGUGUAGGAAUCCAUGGGGUGGGACAGAAUGGAAAGGGGCGUGGAGUGAUGGUUCUCCAGAAUGGAAAAAAGUCAGCGAGAGCCAGAAAAAAGAGCUCGGACUGACUUUUGAUGACAAUGGGGAGUUCUGGAUGUCCUACGAAGACUUCUGCCAUUACUUCACAAGCAUGGAUAUCUGUCACAUGUUCAACACCUCGUUUUUCUCCAUUCAAAAAACGUGGCGGGAAGGCAAGGUCAAGGGUCAAUGGAGAACCCCGGAUAGAUGUGGCGGCUGUGGCAAUCACUCUACAUUCCUCAACAACCCUCAGUACCUAUUCGAUAUUGUUCAAGAUGAGGAGGAGAUGAUGAUAUCUCUGGAGCAGAAAGACAAACGUGUGGAAAAGAGCUCAGAUAAUUUCACCAUCGGAUUCACAAUUUUGAAGGCCGAUAUCAACCGGAAGUACCGAGUUCAUGAUCGUCUUGACCGGAUCUGCUCGGGGCCGUUUGUGCUAUCAAGGAGUGUGUUCAAUCGGGUCAAACUCUCAAGGGGGCGCUACUGCAUCAUUCCUUCCACUUUCGACCCAAGACAAUGUGGGGAAUUUGUGCUUAGGAUGUACGCUAGCAAUACCAUGAACUUAAUAGAGCUGUUGCACGAUGAGCCGCUGCCCGGCAAGUUUUGCUGUAUCACGAUGCAGAGGAGGCAGGUCGCCGCCACACAGGUCACGAUCGUUAAGGCCGAGGGGCUAGAGCCACCAGACAACGGCAAUACUGCUGAUCCAUACUGCAUCAUCAAGUGUGAAGGCCGCACUAUAGAGACUCAUUACAAGGAGAAAACACUGACUCCAGAGUGGAAUGACAGGGUGACUUUGUACCGAAAGAAGCCAUAUGAAGAAAUUACCAUAGAGGUUUGGGACCACAACGUCAUCAAGGAUCAACUGAUGGGCGUAGUAACCCUACCCAUGGACAAACCUCAGCAGUACACGGGCGGCAAUGUCAUUAAAGGUUAUGGGCUCUCUGUGAAGGGCAAGGAUGGACCCGUCAAUAAGCCCGGCCGCUUGUGGCUAAAGGUGUUCCACACGGACAACAUGGCCAGCGUGUGACGUCACGAACGUGGCCAGCAUGUGACGUGACGCUUAUAAGCAUUUAACUCUUGGUACUAUUUGCACUUUUUUUUAAAGGAUAGUUUGCAGAAAAUAUGUGUGAACUAAAUUUAAAAAUGAGUCAUUGGCUGUAAAUUUGACCAUGAAACGAAUAAUCAUAAGAAUGUUCUUAUUUGAGCGUAAUGACCUUUACUUUGAGUAUUAUCCUUUAUUUAAGCCGUGCUACGAAUUUAAAAUAUUGAAGAUUUGUUGAAACUUGAACAAAUCUUGAUUAAUUAUUGAGAAUGAAUAUGAUAAGGAUGUAUGCUAUCUGUUUAUUAAGAUUAAAAGUACACUGUACGAAUCUUAUGUUCUUUGUUUUUGCUAUUUUCAACAGUAUUUAAGUGAUAUUAUAUCAUGGUUGUCAUUAAACAAUUUUUCCUCGUCAAAGCUCGUCCAUCGUAGUUAAUGACCCACUUCUGACAGUAACUUUAGGCUGUCUUACGAAAAUGAAAUGACAUUGCAAAUAAAUUCACGACUGGUCCCCGCACGCGCUAGGUAGAAGAUGGUAUACUGUUGUUUUUGUAAUAGACUAGAAUAAUUAUGGUUCUGUUAUAUUGAUUUUGUUAAGUUCAAACAAUGUUUUUGUAUUAAAAUAGAAUAAUGUUGAUGUGAUAAUUAUUCUAUACACACAUGUUUGAACGUAUAUUCAAACUUUUAUCUAUGAGUGAUCAAAUUGCGUUUUUUAAACCAUGAAUUUACUCUAAAUGACACAUAUAUUUAAGAAAGUGUUGAUAUACAUAGGUACUAUUAAAAAAAAUCCACCCUGAUGCAAUUUUAAAUUUAUUCUUUGGAAUUUUACUUGAUGCCAUGUUUAAUUCGUUCACUAUGUGUACAUGUUAACUACAAAUGUAUGGAAUUACGUUCGUUAUGUUUCUGACAAAUACUAAUUUUGAAAUAUUCAAAUCGCGUUUCAGCUAUUUGAAUGGUAAUAAUAAAAUCGGAUAUUCGAAUAUGUGAAUACUUUUGUCACACUUGUCUCUUUUCUUGCCACGCAUAUUUGAUAAUUUUUGAAUGCGUCCAUUUUGCAUGGUCAGUUUAAGUCUUGUUUCUUCAUGUCGACGUUUUGUUUAUGUCUGCAAUCGAGUUUAUGCCGUUCCAUUUAAAGAUUACAGAGUCGAUUUCGAAUUUUGUGAUAAUGCUGUAAUUGUAGUUUUUCUUGUUGUUUAAUUGCCAUAUUACUUGUGCUGUUUGUUAUUCGUCUUGUUACUUUGCCUGGAGCUAGUGAUACAUAAUCAAAAUUCGCUUUUAAUUUAUGCACGCUUAUGGACUUUUGGGUAUAUCAAUUCAUAAUAAUGUUUUGUUAGUAUGUCCCCACUGUAAAUAUAAUAACAAAUAGAAACACACAGUUAAAACACGUUUAUGUUUUUAUGUUUUGCUAAUUUAUUUAAAAGAAAUAAUAGCUGUGCUAGAUAUAUGGCGUGCAUACCUAUUUGUGUCUGUUUUUCGCUUAUCAAAGAACCUCUGGGUUAUAAAUUUUAUUACGCAAUUAUGUGAUUAACCGGCUUUUUGAAUUAUGUACUCAUUUGAACAUUUUAUUAUCAGCUAUGCAUCGUAAAGAGAGGUAUUGCAACAAGAGUUUUGGCUAAUUUGAUGCCAUGUCAUAUAUUGCAUAUAGCCAGAUAAAUUUUUGCUGUUCGUAACAUGUAUACACAUUUUUAUACAUUUACCUUUAUUUGUGCAAUUAGAUUUUUAGAAUCUCAGAAAAGUGAUGUAACCAAAUAUGAAAUAGCAUUCAUAUUUAUAUAUAUAUAUAUUGAUGCAUAUUUUUGCUAGAGAGAAAAAAAUAAAUUUUGAAA
This is a messenger RNA of Dreissena polymorpha, 3896 nucleotides long. Its product is annotated as calpain-5-like. Lineage: Eukaryota; Metazoa; Mollusca; Bivalvia; Myida; Dreissenidae. The record is from RefSeq and is a predicted model, not a curated record. Gene Ontology annotation, cellular component: cytoplasm. Bases 151 to 2058 code for a protein of 635 amino acids. The transcript has 13 exons. Gene Ontology annotation, molecular function: calcium-dependent cysteine-type endopeptidase activity. Gene Ontology annotation, biological process: proteolysis.